Aspergillus homomorphus CBS 101889 is the source of this 616-nucleotide messenger RNA. RefSeq lists its product as uncharacterized. The transcript is spliced from 4 exons. NCBI's taxonomy places the organism in Eukaryota, Fungi, Ascomycota, Eurotiomycetes, Eurotiales, Aspergillaceae. The record is from RefSeq and is a predicted model, not a curated record. The coding region runs from base 297 to 536 and encodes 79 amino acids.
GUCAUAAUGAAUCAUGCGCGACCAUUACCUCACCACCAACUCCAUCGAACAAGGUUAACUGUCUCGAUUGAACACAACCAGUUCAAUUGACCCAACUACACAAAAACCCACUAGGUAAUAACUAAGACAGACAUCUACAUAGCCAAGCAGUCCCGAAGAGACAGUGACAACCAUAGAUAAUCUAGAACAACCCUCGUACCUCUCCUCCAAUACCCAACUCCCCCAUACCCCCAAAUUGAGAAACCACACCCGCCUCAACACCCCAAAAACAAGCACCAACAGGGGGAAAAAAAAUAAUGUGCGACAUCCCCUUCAUCCCGAUCCUCCCGAUCUGCUUCCAAUGCGGCACAGACCAGAACCCCUGCCGCUGUAAAGUCGUCGGGCCAACCCUCGGAUUCAUCUGCACGGUGGUAGCUGCUGUGAUCUGCUAUCCGGCUUCGAUCUUUUGUGGGUGCUGUUUGACGCAGAAGGGGAAGGAUGUGUUGGGGUAUCCGGUGAAGGUGAAUGGGAUUGUCAGUAAUGCGAUACCCAUUUGAUUGUUUAGAAUUGAGAUGGAUUGGAGGGGCUGGGUAUGGUAGAUAGGUGCGAUUAAUACCAUAUAUUAAUGAUGCUCGCG